Messenger RNA from Caenorhabditis bovis, 1146 nucleotides. Lineage: Eukaryota; Metazoa; Nematoda; Chromadorea; Rhabditida; Rhabditidae. The record is from the annotation of a GenBank genome assembly.
AUGAUUGAAUCAUUUCGUGUGCUCGACCUCACGGAAGGAUGCAAAAUUCUAUGUAAAUGGGAGGAGAAUCUAUAUGAAGCGACGAUCAUCCAUCGUUCAAAUCACACGAUUACUCCGUCGUUUACCAUCACAUAUAAUGGCUAUUCUAGCAGACAUGAUGAAGUGUACACCUAUGAAGAAGCGAGACAUGCGUUUUUUCCGGUCACCCCCGAAGAUCUGUCCAUGAUUAGGAAAAGGGACCGAGAACGUGUGAAGGGCAGGUCGUCUGGUGGCAAAAAGCGCCGAAUUGAGCAAACGGAAUCAUCGCCGGAUGACAGAAAAAAGAGAAGAGAAAUGGAAGCGAAAAAACGCGAAGAGCGUUUAGAAGCGCGUAAACGAAAACAAGCCAACCGUAUGGCGACAAUUGAUCAGCGGGAUCAGGGCUCGUCCUCAUCGAGCACGUCGACUGGAGCGAAUGGCUCGGCGGCUGCGGCAGUGGAACGUAAAAUAGAUUCACGAAAAGUUAAGGAGCCUAUUCGCCGUGUUGCGCUACAAAGAAUGGCGGGAAAACCGCCAGGCACGCCAUUGCCAAGAAUCGAGGCGUCUUUAACAAAUGACGACGACGGCGAAAUUCGAAGCAAACGUCGUCUCGAAGUUCCGCUACCGCCGGUUCUUCAAGUUAGUGGAGAUUCUUUGACGAAACACGAACUUCGUCAAAUCAAAACACCUGCCGACGUCACUAUCUAUACCAUAUUUCUGAAAUAUCUCUCGACACUUAGCAUCUGCGAAGCUCACUUUGAAAUGCUCAAAAAGGAGUACACGUGCAACAUAUCGGUGACAUCGAUUGAGCCAAUGGACAUGAUUAUUUUUAUCAGCGAGGGAUACAACAAAAUGAUGGCGAAUGAUCUGGCCAAGAUCGAAGGAAAUGAUGCCAUUUAUCUUCGAGACACGUAUGAUGGAAAUUACGAGAAUUGGUUCGGGGCCACGAGCCUCCUGCGUUUCAUGUCGAAAUUGGACAAUGCUUGGCAAGCAUCGGCGUGGACCAACACUCAUUUCAAGUCAAUGAAAGGCAAGAUUACCAACUUCGUGGCGUACCUCAACAAAAAUAGACAUAAUUUUCUUGAAAAGGAGGUAGAGUCCAACUCUGGCUCAGGACCUAGCCAGUAA